Monopterus albus (swamp eel) is the source of this 1574-nucleotide messenger RNA. RefSeq names its product cofilin 2 (muscle) (gene cfl2). Gene Ontology annotation, molecular function: actin binding. Gene Ontology annotation, cellular component: actin cytoskeleton. The record is from RefSeq and is a predicted model, not a curated record. NCBI's taxonomy places the organism in Eukaryota, Metazoa, Chordata, Actinopteri, Synbranchiformes, Synbranchidae. Gene Ontology annotation, biological process: actin filament depolymerization. The transcript is spliced from 4 exons. Bases 220 to 720 code for a protein of 166 amino acids.
GGUCCGUCAGUCUACGACACUACAGCAGGCAAACGGACAAUCCUGGUUGAAAACGGGUUUUUUCCCAGUCCGGGUUUCUGGGGUGAACUGGUCCGGUCUGUGGCCCCUCCCCGCUCCUCCUCCUCCUCCUCGGAUCGGCCGGCCACAUUCCCCGCUACCUUUCACCUCUGAGAACCCCCGAUCUAACGGCGAAGCAGCGCGGACAAACACCGGGACAACAUGGCAUCAGGUGUGACAGUGAACGAUGAGGUCAUCAGGGUAUUCAACGAAAUGAAGGUGAGGAAGUCUUCGACCCACGACGAGGUGAAGAAGAGGAAGAAGGCUGUGCUGUUCUGCCUGAGCGAGGACAGGAAGAAGAUCAUUGUGGAGGAGGGGAAGCAGAUCCUGGUGGGUGACAUCGGAGAGACUGUGGAUGACCCCUACGCCUGUUUUGUCAAGCUCCUCCCCCUCAAUGACUGCAGAUACGGCCUGUAUGACGCCACCUAUGAGACCAAGGAGUCCAAGAAGGAGGACCUGGUCUUCAUCUUCUGGGCUCCAGAGAGCGCUCCACUGAAGAGCAAGAUGAUCUACGCCAGCUCGAAAGACGCCAUCAAAAAGAAGUUUACAGGUAUCAAACACGAGUGGCAGGUGAACGGGCUGGACGACAUCCAGGACCGCAGCACACUGGCUGAGAAGCUGGGCGGGAAUGUGGUGGUGUCUCUGGAGGGCAAGCCGCUGUGAUGUCACCGUGGCCGAGCGGAGCCAAGCCAAACCGCCGUGCCAUCCGGACCGAAGCACCCACCCCCACCUGAACACCGCAGCUUCACCCAGCAGCUUGCUCUGUCUGUAUCCAUGUUCUGAAGGAGUUAGCGUCUUUAGACCUCUUUGUUUUCUUUUUGCUUUUUUCCAACAUGGAGAUCUCAUUAACAUAACGAUAUGCAAACACCUCCCAGUUCGUUGCCACAUGACUUCUGUUCACCUGGCAGAAAAACACCGACACACUACCAAACCCCAGGAAGGUUGUCUCUCUCUCACGGCCAGUUUUGCCAAAAAGUCGAUGUGAAGGAAGCAGCCACAUGUGUUGGAAGGCGAGCGCCGCACUGCGAUGCUCCGCCUCCUGCAGCACACGGGUUUUUUACAUGUGACUUUAUUUAUUAUUGUAAAGUGUUGUUUCUUCUCCAGUAUGUUCACACCAGACACACAUUGUUAGACUAUGCAUCCAGAAGAGAAGAUGCUCACCCAGCACUUUUCAUUGAAACACUACAGUUGAGACACCACCCUGACGUCUAAGUCUCUGUAUUCAUGUCACCGAGCUAACGUUUGUUUACCUCAGUUUUCAUUCCUGUCAGAUGCACCGUCAUUCUAGCUGUUUGGUCGUCGCCUUACUUUCAGUUCGAAUGUAACCGCCACACCAGAGUUAGAGUGCACUUUUGUUUUGUUGAGACACACUACAGGAAGCAGAUUUGACCCCAGCAGUGAGAGACGACCCCACGACAACAACGAGAACACGAUGACAUCUGGAGCCUUAAAGUGGAACGUUGUUUCUGAGAUCACAGGAAGCCACUUUGCAAUAAAAGCCUGUGGCAGAUCUGACA